This is a messenger RNA of Priceomyces carsonii, 456 nucleotides long. It is a transcript of the gene HNT1, whose product is annotated as adenosine 5'-monophosphoramidase. Gene Ontology annotation, molecular function: catalytic activity. The record is from RefSeq and is a predicted model, not a curated record. The transcript has a single exon. Bases 1 to 456 code for a protein of 151 amino acids. NCBI's taxonomy places the organism in Eukaryota, Fungi, Ascomycota, Pichiomycetes, Serinales, Debaryomycetaceae. Gene Ontology annotation, biological process: nucleotide metabolic process.
AUGAGUAGUAACGCUUCUUGUAUCUUCUGCAAGAUCAUAAAGGGAGAAAUUCCAUCAUUAAAGUUAAUUGAAACAAAUAAAUCUUACUCCUUCUUGGAUAUUCAGCCUACAGCGGAAGCUCACUGUUUGAUUAUUCCUAAGUACCAUGGAGCCAAAUUGCAUAAUAUUCCGGAUGAUUAUUUGUCUGAUAUUUUGCCCGUUGUCAAGAAACUCACCAAGGUCUUAAAGUUAGAUGAAAACAAUACACCUGAUGGAGAAGGUUACAAUGUCUUGCAGAACAACGGCAGAAUAGCACAUCAAGUCGUUGACCAUGUACACUUUCAUCUCAUUCCAAAGAAAGAUAGCGAAUCAGGUCUAGUUGUUGGUUGGCCUGCUCAGGAAACUGACUUCGAUAAAUUGGGCAAGCUUCAUAAACAAUUGUUAGAAGAAAUUCAAAAAUUGGACCAAAAGUUGUGA